CGGAGUACCAAUAGAAAAGUUGAAGGUACUGUCAGUAACGCUUGUUAACUCACGUGAAAGGUGUAAGUAGAUGCCAAAAUGGAACAAAUGCAAAUUGGACUCGAUCGACCGGAAAUCAAAAAUUUCGAUUAUAAAUUCAUGAUAGUGGGAGUUUAUAUCUUUUACUCAUCUGCCAGUUUUUGUCAACUCAAUCAAUACACCAUAGUUCAAAAUGUGCUCGAACCGUAUUACGGCAUUGAUAGUUCCAAAAUACAUUGGACACAAUUGGUUUUCAUGAUAAACCUGCUUAUAUUCGUAUACUAUGCAAUUAAGUUCGUACAACACUCUGGCGUGAGGUAUGCAAGCUUAUUUUGCGUAGGGGUCACUUGUCUGGCGGCUUUAAUGAAUCUUUUCUGUAUACCAUACGUCCCUAAGGAGUACCAGUUCGAUUUUAUUCUAUUAACCCAAUUCGUCUAUGGAGUGGCUCAUGUGUUCGUGAUAAUAAUCCCGGCUAAAGUUGUGGCUGUUUGGUACGCAGCAGAAAAACAGAACAUGGCAUGCGCAUAUGCGAUUUGUGGCAAUCAACUAGGAUUGUUUAUGGGUGCUGUUUUCCCCAUGUUGUUCCUGGAUGAGAACAACACUAAUGAAGAAAUUAAGAGUGGACUUUUCCAUAUGUUCAUAUCCAAUUUUUUUUUUUGUGUACUAGCAGGACUAACGGUUGUUUUUUUUUAUAUGAGUAAGCCGCUACAUCCACCUAGCUACCAACAACAUGAAGUUCGUAAACAUAUAAAAAGCUCUCAAACAGAAGCUUUCUGUGAAAUUAUCGUAAUCAAAGAUUUCAUUUGUCUUAUUUUACUUUAUGGUAUUACCUGCGGCAUGUGUAAUGUAUUCGGUAUUUUUCAAAAUAUGAUUUUUCUAAAUUAUUUCCCGGGAUCAUUGAUGAGUCUGUUAACUAUUACUGGACUCUCCUAUAUAUUUGGUGGAGUGGUUGCAAAUUGCGCACUUGGAUAUCAGUUGGACAAAAAGUUACAAUAUAAGUACUACACAUUUUUGAUCUUCGGUUUCCUAUUUUUGAGCUAUGGUACUAUGGCUUUUUUCCUCGAAAUGAGGUGGUACUUCUUGUCUUGCCUAAUGAUGAUGAUUUUUGGGUGUUUAUCAGCAUGUACCGUGAACAUAAGUAUUCAGUACAUUAUAGAAGUUACUUAUCCAGCUGCAGAGAUUAUUCCUGUAGCAGUUCUCCAGGUUGUUAUCUCUGUAGUAACAAUCGCAUUCCAAAUUAUUUUCAACAAACUACUCUCAGAAAAAAAAUUUUCGACAGUUCAUUGGUUAACAAUUGCAACAUUUUGCCUGAUGACUUUUGGAACCUAUUUCUUGAGUUCCAAUCUGAAGAGAAUGUUGGCAAAACCAAAACCAGAGUCGAUACCAGUACCAGACGAGUUAGAAAACUCAUAAUGCAACCUUUCUAUUUAUUUUUAUGUAUAUUUUGACGAAAAUGGCCUUCGUUUCUAGAAGACAGAUCAUUCUCCGAUUGAAUAUUCUAAAAAAAAUAUUCAUAUUGGAUUAAUGAAGAGAACAUUGUUCAUACAACUCAUUCGUAUAAGGAUAAUUUUGUGUUAGUUUAUACGAAAUGGUUUUAUAAUGUUUUGUAUAAAUUGUAUCCUCGAUACACAUACAAUGUUUUACGUUUUAUGAACUAUAUUAGUUUUUAUAAAACUGAAUAUUUUUAUGUGAAUUCUUUUUGGAAUUACAUUUGUAACCUUAUCAGCGUAUAAUGGGUAUAACAUUGAUGUGAUUUUUAUGCCAAAACUUGUUUUUUUAUGUUGAACACGAAUUGAUGAUGAUA
Molecule: messenger RNA, 1822 nt
Organism: Harmonia axyridis
Lineage: Eukaryota; Metazoa; Arthropoda; Insecta; Coleoptera; Coccinellidae
Product: feline leukemia virus subgroup C receptor-related protein 1-like
Exons: 8
Coding region: 79-1431 (450 amino acids)
Biological process (GO): heme export; transmembrane transport
Cellular component (GO): membrane
Molecular function (GO): heme binding; heme transmembrane transporter activity
Source: RefSeq, a predicted model, not a curated record